GAAUUUGAACCACAUGGGGACAGAAUGUCAAUAACACCAGGGGAAUCAGUGUCUUCCACAAUCUGUUUCGCGGACAGAUUAACCUCGGCGAAACAACAACCGUCCCGGCAUUGAGGGAUGUUUUGCAUCUAGAAAGAAUUUAGGCUGAGGUUAGAGUGGCAUGGUAUUGACACAGCUGCCAUGCAACCAGAGACGGACGGCACAAGUUCCCGUACUGGCACCUCUAGCCUGGUGGUUGCGAAUUUAGUUGCAUUACAUCGGGGCACCCUGGUGGAGUUUCCAGCUUUUUGACCGGGAUAACAUCCGUCACCAAACGAUGGCAGACAGAGGCGUGCUAAUACUGACGAUCUUGUGUGUUCUGCGGAAUGUUGCCGGACGGCCAGACUUUGGCAUGAAUGGAGAUGUGGUCGGAAGCUCGAUAGCGAUCGAGACGUUCAGCAGUACGUCCUUCGUCAUGGGCGCACUGAGUGAUUACAAGAUCCAGCUCGGUUCGCAGUACCAGUUGCUCUACAACAUGCAGGACGCAUACUACUCCAUUGCGGAGAAGUUCACGUCGGUCGGCAUUGCACUGACGGACAAGCUCAUCCUCCUUGCGGACGAUGACUCGGGUAUAGUGGCGCCACCGUUCCAGUCUACCAUCGCGACCGUAUCCGAUCUGCAGACCAUCAUCAGUACCGGAUACACGCAGGAGUUCCUGACGCUUCAAAACCGUGACAAGCUGUUCAUCACCGAUCGACUGUCCGAUAGCUUCAAGUACAUCGCCCAAACGUUAACCCUGCUGGACGAAGCGCUAGCAGCACUCCAAACAGCAGCCGAACAGGCUCAGGUUGCGGCCGGUGGCAAUGGCAAACCUGUGUCCAAUGUGUCCUCCCGGAAUGUAGUUACUCCCCGGCUGAUCAACUCACUGCUAAACACGAUCGUGAAGAUACCGGCUGCCAUCUCACCACUGAUCUACUCCAUACACGAUCCACUCGCGCAGCUCGACAGAGCCGAUUCGUACAUUACUACUGCGAAAGGUGACAUAGAGGCGGCUCUCCUGCAAGCUCACCAAGAGGUGGUCAACUUUAACGGCAACGCACGCCAACUCAAGCAGGAAACAAACACUGUGAUAGCCUCGCUUGCCGCCGCUUACGACGAGCAAAAGGUGCAGAUCGUCGAUAUACUGCCGAACCUGCAAGCCUCCACCAACUACCCGUACGAGCUGACGAACGCACUGCAAACCUACGACGAAACGGCGUCGGUCCCUUCGAUCGAGGAGAAAACAUCCGUCGUGGACGUGACGAUCGAGGAGUACAUCGAGCAGGCGAAAACUUACGACGACGAUCUGGUAACGGUGUACGGUGACUGGAUCUGUCCCGCGCUGCGCGGUGUCGUGCAGGUACUGGUGGCGAGUGGUCCGUACGCGAACUACUGCUUCAAGAAAUACUCCCCGAGGGUGGUAGACUUGGCGGUGCACAACUUCUACGACGUUGGUGAGUGCUACGAGCUGGAGCUGAGCCGGCUCUACUCCGUCAACCGACUCAUCACCAACAUCAUCAAUCUGGUGAUGUACAACUUUGCCGAGCUGUUCGAGAACCUGAACACCUGCGCUAUCAUUCAGCCGUGUCCGACCGCUUGCGAUCCUUGCGUUAAUACGCUCGGCAAGCUGCUCGACACCCAGUCCCGGCUGAUGGAGGAGAAGUUCGACCUUAUACUGCAGAUCGUCCCGUACGAGGCGAAGGCGAGCCUUCAGCGGCUUAAAUCGUGCAACGCGUUCACUAAGUAUAAGCUGGUUGCUGAUGCGUACGAUCUGCUGCAGGAUGUUUACCAAUGCGAGGACACUGGGUACAACCAACCGCAGCAGUGAAACGACGUUGGAGGGUGAAGGAUAACAAUAAAGAAAUAGGUUUUAAUUGUAGAAUUAGGG
Anopheles stephensi (Asian malaria mosquito) is the source of this 1906-nucleotide messenger RNA. RefSeq lists its product as uncharacterized. The transcript has 3 exons. The coding region runs from base 317 to 1846 and encodes 509 amino acids. NCBI's taxonomy places the organism in Eukaryota, Metazoa, Arthropoda, Insecta, Diptera, Culicidae. The record is from RefSeq and is a predicted model, not a curated record.